GCAAUCAGCCCACCGCCCAUUGGCCAGUCAACCUUUCAAUCUUCUGACGUGCGCAACCAAAACAUUAGCCGUACCCGUAACAGCUGCAGAGCACAAAAAGAAACAUAAUUACUCGGGAUGAAAGAUGCCUCGCCACCGGUCUGCUGCAGCUGUGUAGAAUCAGCAAUUUCCUUAAAAUAUUAGGAAGUGCGAAGUGUUACAGGACAGCGAUCAUAUGUGUUGAGUCAUGCCAAACUACAAAAUUGGUAAAAGAGGAGCUCUAUCAGUCAUCCGAUCCUCCUUACCUAAAAAGAUAAAAAAAAUCGCACCAGCAAGUCAUGAAAUCGAUCAUGCCUAUGGCCACUCUUCACCUAAUUGUGCUCUCAUACAGCUGCUAGCCAACUACUGUGAUGUGAAACUGGAAAGCAAUGAGACUUAUGCAGCUGACGCUUCUCCACUCUGUGAUUCUGUUCCUAUAAAUAAUGAUUGCUCAGAAGGGUUCGAUACGUGCAUGUCAUCCGUGUCAUCUGAUUCAGAAAAGGUGAAAGUGGAGCCAGGGAUCGAAUGGCAACUGAAAGAAAAAGAAAAGGCCAUAAUUAUCAAGUGUGGAGAAGACUUAGAUUUAUCACCCUCGAAAAUAUCUUCAAUAGCUUCGGAAAUCAUGCAACCCCUAGAUGACAAAAGCCUGCCCUUGAUAUCUGUAAAAAAUUAUAAGUGCGAUGAAGAGGAGUAUGCCCUGCCUGAUGAAGAUAGUGCUAGUGUGGAAGGAAACGAAAACCAAGAUGAUAAUGACAUUGUGUUGAACGUUGAGUACAAGACAGAGCAGAAUGUCCACACCUCAUACAAGUUUUUUAAGUGCUCCGAUUGUGAUCACAUUUUUCCAUCUCACAAGAAACUAGUGGAGCACGUGCAGGGCAACACUUCAAACCCAAGUCUGAAAGUCCUGUAUAAACAGAAAUGCGGUUUUUUCUGUGAGAUUUGUAAAAUGCGCCUGCUGAAUCAGAAAACACUGCUCUUGCAUAAGGUCCAAAAACACAGCACACUCUUUCAAACAAUUGUCCCGGUUAAAAAAGAGGAGACGGCGGUGCCAUGCGGCAUGAUUUGCAAAAUUUGCUCUAAACAAUUUAACUCGCAGGCGGAAAUGGACAGCCACAUGAAAGCUCACGAAAAUUUCAUGCCCUUUGAAUGUCGGAAGUGCUAUAAACGGUUUAAGUUUCAACUUGAGAUGAAAGAUCAUAAUAUGGAGAUCCAUGAGGUGGCAAAAGAUUUGCGUGGCUGGUACAUGUGCAAAUUGUGUGAUGCGACUUUCAAGAAAUUGAUUGAUUACAAGUCUCACACAAGUCAUGAACACCGCAUUAGUUUCAAUGAACUUUAUAAUAUAACUAAGACUUGCUGACUUAGACACAUCCGUGUAAUAAUUAAUUGCUUGCGAAUUGUUGAAUUAACUUAAUAAUAAUGCUUUUGUGCAAUCAAAGAACUUUAUUUAUCUCCAGGUAUUUGUCAAAAAAGUUGUAGAGGAAAUGCGAAUCACUAUGAAUGGUAAAAAAAACUGAUAAAAAUUAUAGCCACCUUUGUAAGACACA
Messenger RNA from Cloeon dipterum, 1562 nucleotides. RefSeq names its product zinc finger protein 131-like. The record is from RefSeq and is a predicted model, not a curated record. The transcript is spliced from 6 exons. Gene Ontology annotation, biological process: regulation of transcription by RNA polymerase II. The coding region runs from base 227 to 1375 and encodes 382 amino acids. Lineage: Eukaryota; Metazoa; Arthropoda; Insecta; Ephemeroptera; Baetidae. Gene Ontology annotation, molecular function: DNA-binding transcription factor activity, RNA polymerase II-specific; RNA polymerase II transcription regulatory region sequence-specific DNA binding. Gene Ontology annotation, cellular component: nucleus.